UUCUGCUUAGAUUUUGGUAACUAACAUGUACUUUAUCAGGUUAAUUAAUUAAACAUGAACUGACUGAGGAGUUACUUAAACAUGAACUGACUGAGGAGUUACUCUCUUAAAGCUGUGACUCCUGUAUUUUUAGCAGAUUGAACACAAAAUAACGACAUUUUUAUAUUUCAAUUUAUUUUGAGUGAAUAUUUGGUGGUAUAUUUUAGCACUAAGGGAGUUCCUUGCGUGUCUGACUGAGCUGAUGGAUUAUUAGACUGAGGCUGUCAGACUGUGCGGCACCAGCAGGGGGAGACAAAGACCUAAAAAUAUAAACAAAACGCUGUUUUUUUUGUUUUUAGUUCAUUCAAAUUGCAUCGUCAAACCAAACGGCUUGAUUUUAGUUUGAGUUGGGAGUAAAGUGAGGCUGACGUGACAUUUGCCUUUUUCUCCGCCUUGAGGUAAAAUUAGAAAAUCGGAUCUCUGUCCCGCUUGCUGUGCUUUUUAACUCACAACAGCUGCUGACAAUUUGCCUUUCGGAUCUUAAUUUUUAAGCGUGUCAAACUUUAAAUAUAUCUUGAAAUACUGUUCGCUGACCCAGUCUCAAGUUGCAGAACUCCAGCCUCACACAGCUGUUGAUGAUUUCACUGUCGAGUCCAGUGUGAACCAAACGGCACAACUCUACUCUGCGCAUGUGUGAAAGUUUUCAUCCAUCCAAGUCAUUCAGACUGACGUUUUCUCUUCAUGCCGUCAGUUGGUGUGUUGAGACAUUUAUUAUCUCGGUUUCACAAACUGUUCAGAGUCUGAAGCAUUUCAGAUUUUUUUCCCUCAAACUUUUUCUUUUACUGUAAACAUAUUUACAGUUGUGUAAAUCUGUAGUAUAUGUGUUAAAUGAAUACAAACAGAUCUAUCCGAAACCUUUCAGCUUAUAAAUAAAAACAAACGGAUCGGGCUUCAACUCAUCGGUUCCUGGUUUUCUUUGAGUUCUGCACUGCAGGUUCGUUUGCAGAGGAAAGACUUUGAAAUGCAACAGAAAAUGAAAGGCUCACAAGUUUUUGCAUAAAAGCAGAAAUCCCCCAAAGUAAAUGAGCCUGAGUCUGAGCACAUAAAGUCCUCUCACCGAUUCUCAGUUGGAUUAAGGUCUGGACUUUAACUAGACGCUUUCAUGUGCAACAACUGUGCUGUCAACAACUUCCUUGUUGCCACUCCUCCAUGUCUGGAUUGUAAGACUCAAUGUUGUCUUGUGGACGACUUCUCCCGGCUUUGGAUCUAUGCAGCUCCUCCAGAGUAACCAUGGGCCUCGUACCAGUUUUCUUUAAUUCCUGUUCAGAUGUGAGCACUUUGACCUCACGUCAUGGUAGGUUUACACAUGUUUCAUACUCUUUCCAUUUUCACAUGAUGGAUUGAACAGUGAAUAUUCUCUGUCACGUCACAGUUAUGCUCUUAGUUUUAGUCCGUGGCAGAGAAUCUCAAUAAAAUGUGUUGAAAUUUGUAACCCAACAACAAUCUGCAGAUUCAUUAAGCCGUUGUAAAUCAUCACAUCCUGAUCGUUGUAUUUUAAAGCGACGAUGUUCCCCUUCAUGUGGUCAGCAGAGGGUCUGCAAUGUGUCUGCAUUCCUCCAACUCCACACCCAGCCUGGUGGACCUCUUCACGUGGGGACAGCCCAGCCCCAAAUAACUUUCAUUCUGCUCCCGCUGACCAGCAGCGACCCCCCCUCUUCACCACACUGGGAGGAGAAAGUGUGUGAGGCGCAGUGCGUCUCGGGGAAAGUCAGAAGAUGAGAGGGUGGAUUUUGGUCCUGGAAGGUUCACCUGGAGCGGAUUGUGGAGUUUUUCUACGCUGAGCGUCGGGCCUGGACCCGACGCCGAUGCUGAGGAGCUCUGAGCGUUUUGCUUCAUGUGAUCGAGGGGGCGGGGGGGAUCGGUCAGCGGAGAGAUGUCCUGAAGAAAGAAAAUCCUCAACAAACCCGUGUUGAACCAGAAACGUGGAGCUGCUUCUGGACAAGUCGUUUUCCUGUCGGCCAUGGACUCGCAGGGGGGUCCGUACCUCAACAAGGGGGCUCUCUGCUCCACCCUGGGUGGCGCCCGGAUCUGCCAGUUAGCCAUGGGCUGUGCUGUGAUCGCGAUGGUGACCCACAGCGCCGGGUACAGCGGCUCGCAGGGCAUCUUCUGCAUGGCGGCCUGGUGCUGCUGCUUCGCCGUGUCGGCGGCCAUCUUCUUCCUGGACGCCACCCGUCUCUACAGCUGCCUCCGGGUGUCCUGGGACAACCUGACGGUCACCUGGGCCGCCUGCGCCACGCUCAUGUACGUGACGGCCUCCGUGGUUUACCCGCUGUUCUUCGUCAGGUCCGAGUGCCCGUACGAAGGCUGCGAAGUCCGAGACUUCCGCAUCGCCGUCACCGUCUGCUCCAUCCUGGGAACUCUGGCCUACGGAGCCGAAGUGGCCCUGUGCCGGGCCAGACCGGGCCACAUCGUGGUGGGCUACAUGGCUACCGUCCCCGGCCUUCUGAAAGUGGUGCAGGCCUUCGUCGCCUGCGUCAUCUUUGGCGCGCUGGCCAACGGGAGCCAGUUCUCGCGUUACGCCGCCACAAUCUACUGCGUGGUCGUCUACGCUUCCUGCUUUGCUCUCACCGCCCUGGUGGUCAUGAUGACCGUCUGUAAACGCACCAAAACUGUCAGGUGCAUGCCCUUCGACCGCUUCGUGGUGGUGUGCACCUUCCUGGAGGUUUUGCUCUACCUGAGCGCCUCGGUGGUGUGGCCGGUUUUCUGCUUCGACUCCAAGUAUGGGUCUCCAUGGCGACCCUCGUCGUGUCCGCAGGGGAAGUGUCCGUGGGACAGCAAAGUGGUGGUGGCCGUGUUCUCCUGCGUGAACUUUGGGCUUUAUCUGACAGACCUGUUGUACUCACAGAGGAUCCGAUUUGUCUCGUCGCGCGUUCCCACCAACUCGCGGGUGUAGAACCACUCAGAACAACUAAAAGAACUUUCAACCCACCUAGAAACAAUGACACCUUGACAGACAUGAAUCCAGUUUCGCACGAACAUUUCAGGAAGCCAGGACAUGUCUUGUGUUUGGUGCCAGUAGCUGCAGAGCCGGAUCAUCUGUAAAACCUGGGCCAGACUUUAGAAACAGGGCAGCAGCUCGGAUCCCAAAGAGUUUUGGGGGCCCCAGAUACUUUUUUAAAAAAUUUUAUGAAUACAUAUUUUGCUUCUACUUUAUAUACAAUUUAUAGGCUCAUAUUGUGAGGAUUUUUUUUUUAAAUAAAUAUACAUGAUACUCAAGUGUUGGAAAUUUAUAAAGUAAUAUUUCUGGGGGCAACAACAUGGAUCACUGCUCCAUGUUGUUCCCUAGAUUUUAAACCUAAAUGCAUCAAUUAUUGUAUGUGACUACAUAUUAAUCUAUUGUAAUCUGCAUUAGUAGGUGCAGUGGAUUGUGCACCAAAACUGACUCCAGCCCACAGCCUUGUAGACCCGGCCUUGUAGAAAACUGUAAAACAUUUAGAUUACUAAAUAAAUUCAACUUUUCAUUA
Poecilia latipinna (sailfin molly) is the source of this 3503-nucleotide messenger RNA. RefSeq names its product myeloid-associated differentiation marker-like protein 2. The transcript is spliced from 3 exons. Gene Ontology annotation, cellular component: membrane. NCBI's taxonomy places the organism in Eukaryota, Metazoa, Chordata, Actinopteri, Cyprinodontiformes, Poeciliidae. Bases 2000 to 2932 code for a protein of 310 amino acids. The record is from RefSeq and is a predicted model, not a curated record.